GGCGGGGGAGGGGGGGGUCCCUGGUGAAUGCUGUCUUAGGCUAUAGGCCAGGAGCACCAAGGGACACUCUGUGGCCAGGGAUAGCACCAGGAGACUUGGUCUGAUCCUCCUCUGCCAGUGACAUGCUUUAUGAGCAGCUGGCUGGCAAGUACCCUGUGUAUAGCAGGGCCCUGAGAUUCAUUCAUGGUCUCUUGGUGGUGGGCCCCUGCCAGGCCUGAGAGAAGCCACUGGGCUGGCUGCAAGAAUCCCCCCCAUUUUUCAAGCACUUUGCCUCCUCUUCUCUGUCCUGCUUCCUGGUGUUGCGUGCUCCAUUGGAGCCUCCUAGUGGGCAUAGGGAAUACCCCUUGGAUAUAGUUCCAGCCGCCUGAAGCACACAGGAGUCAGAAGGAAACUUGGUGUUCAUCUGUUGCAGCCUGGCCCCUUGAACAUGGCCAGGGACCACGAGUGACCUUCUCCCAAGAUCACCAGCCCUGCUCUAUCCCUUGUGUCCUGGAGGAGUGAGGGAGGAUGCAGUUUCCUGAGCCCAAGUGUGGGAAGCUGAAGGGCAGCUUUGGGCCUCUUGUCUCCAUGCAGGCAGCAGUUGCCACCCAUGUGCACCUAGGGCCCCGUGAAGGCCCAGGAUGGGAGGAGUAGGUUGAUUUGGCAUGAGGGGACACCACUGGGCAGCACAUGUGAGCAUGAUAAGGUGGGGGCAGAGGCUGUGGGGAGGGGCCCCUAGGCUGGUAGGGGAUAUGGAGACCAUUUCACAAGCUCAAGGGUGAACACUAGGGGUUUGGGCUGGGGGAAACCAAGACCUCUACUUCUGCUUGUGCUUCUCAGGAGGGUCAGCAAUUCCUUACAUUUCUAUGACAUUUUCACUCUGGGGGAGCCCUUUAAGAUCUGUUUAUUUCCUUCUCAUAGAAUCAUGAGUGAGAGCUGAAAUGACCCCCAGAGGCUAUCUGGGGUCCAAUCUCCUCACUGUAUCAAUGAGGAAACUGAGGCCUAGAAAAGAAAAAAACAUCCUUGCCUGCAGUUCCCCAGGAAGUCCUGGCUGAGCACCCUGCCUUCUGCACAGCACCAAACUGAAUUCAGUCUGUCCUGGCAUCAGCCAGGCAGAGGAGCAGCAUCACCAGCAAGGGCAGGGGGGCUUAGCUGCCAGCAGUGGAAGACAGGACAAGAUGGACCACCCAGGUCCUUCCAGAUUGGAACUCUAGGCCUGCUCCUUAACCUAGCAGCUUAGGCAGGUGCUGGUAGUUCCCAGGAAGAGCUCUUGGGGGAUGGAGCAGACUGAAGCUGGCUGAGAGAGAAGGUAGGUGGACCUGGGAGAGUCCAAGGGGGUGAGGGGGCCUUUCUGGAAGGGUCAUGGGGGUGGCAGUGAGCUCAGGGACCCAGGAGACUGGCAGGGCUGCCACAAAAGACUUGAGAAGCUGAGCAUGGGGUGGGGGUAGGGGCAACACAAGUGACUUAACUUUAAAAAGAUUCCUGGCUCCCCUAGAAAAAACAAGGACUGAGGCUGACCCCCAGCCCUCUGUGUCCAGGGUGGGAGGGGCAGGGCACAAUGGGCUGUUCUCAGGCUAAUGCCUGGCCUGCAGGGAGGGCAUUGGUAAGCUGGGGCUGAGGGCUACCUCUGGGAAUCUUCAGCUUUUCCUUCUCUGCCCAUGGUCCAGCUCCUCACAAGGCUUCUCCCUUGGCAGGUGCCUCGGGGACUGUGAAGCCGAGCUGAGCCAAGAUGCUGCCGGAGCCCCUGAAGAGGGUCUGGUUUCUGGAGACUCAGAGUUGGCUCUGAAACAGCCCUUGGGGAGCCCCCCUCCUCCCCCGCUUGCCUGCAGGGACGCUCUUGGCUCCUGUGAAGAAGGGGCUCAGGGGCCUGGGCAGGGCCAGCUGCACUGCAGCUAUGGACCGUGAGCUGGCCUGGCCCGCGUCCUUGCUGACCCUGCCUGUCUGCGGCCAUGCCCACCAUGGGCUCCUGGGUGUACAUCAUGGUGGAGCUGGCAAUUGCUGUGCUGGCCAUCCUGGGCAAUGUGCUGGUGUGCUGGGCUGUGUGGCUGAACAGCAACCUACAGAACGUCACCAACUACUUUGUGGUGUCACUGGCGGCAGCCGACAUUGCUGUGGGAGUCCUCGCUAUCCCCUUCGCCAUCACCAUCAGCACAGGGUUCUGUGCUGCCUGCCAUAAUUGCCUCUUCUUCGCCUGCUUUGUCCUGGUCCUCACACAGAGCUCCAUCUUCAGCCUCCUGGCCAUCGCCAUUGACCGCUACAUCGCCAUCCGCAUCCCACUCCGGUACAAUGGCUUGGUGACUGGCACAAGGGCCAAAGGCAUCAUUGCAGUCUGCUGGGUGCUGUCAUUUGCCAUUGGCUUGACUCCCAUGUUGGGCUGGAACAACUGCAGCCAGCCGAAGGAGGGCAAAAACCACUCACAGGGCUGUGGGGAGGGCCAGGUAGCCUGUCUCUUCGAGGAUGUGGUUCCCAUGAACUACAUGGUGUACUACAACUUCUUUGCUUGUGUCCUGGUGCCCCUGCUGCUCAUGCUGGGUGUCUACUUGCGGAUCUUCCUGGCUGCUCGGCGACAGCUGAAGCAGAUGGAGAGCCAGCCUCUGCCGGGGGAGCGGACUCGGUCCACGCUGCAGAAGGAGGUCCAUGCUGCCAAGUCGCUGGCCAUCAUUGUGGGGCUCUUUGCCCUCUGCUGGCUUCCCCUGCACAUCAUCAACUGCUUUACCUUCUUCUGCCCAGAGUGUAACCAUGCCCCGCUCUGGCUCAUGUACCUGACCAUCAUCCUCUCCCACACCAAUUCCGUUGUGAAUCCCUUCAUCUAUGCCUACCGCAUCCGUGAGUUCCGCCAGACCUUCCGCAAGAUCAUUCGCAGCCAUAUCCUGAGGCGACGGGAGCCCUUCAAGGCAGGCGGCACCAGUGCCCGGGCCUUGGCAGCUCAUGGCAGUGAUGGAGAGCAGAUCAGCCUUCGCCUCAAUGGUCAUCCUCCUGGGGUGUGGGCCAAUGGCAGUGCCCCCCAUCCUGAGCGGCGGCCCAAUGGCUAUGCCCUGGGGUUGGAAGGAAAUCUUUCUCUUUGGUGGAUGGAACCAGUCACGUUGGGAGAAGAAUGAAUGUGCCUGGAGACCCUUCUUGUGGCCAGUUCCCACUUUGGACUGAGAGGAGAGUACCCUGGCUGGAGCAGCAUGAGGCCCAGCAGGAAGGGUUUGGAGUCCGAGGAAGCAGACAUUUCAUGUUGGGAGGCCCUGCAUCAGGUCAGGGCCACGGCAUCAGAACAUCUUGGCUGGGCAGGGCCCAGUACCCCACUCGAAGCAUCUAGAAAUACCACCCUAACUUCACAGAGCAGCUGUGGCAGAGCAGGCUGGCUAGCCCUAAGGCUGGGGGUGGCUCCGACAGACCCCCUAAUCACAUACACACCACCCUCCUGAGACUUUCCAAGGGUUCAGGAGCUGCUGUGCCCAGAGGUGGCGUGUUUUUGUUUUUGUUUUUUCCAGGAGAAAAUGUUAAACCUGAAGAAAUCCCCCCCCCCCUUUUUUUUUUUAAAUCAUCUUCCUUCCCUGGUUGCUGGGUCUGUUGUUGGUCUUGCUGCUAACCUGGCCUCAGAGGUCAGCCCAGGGAGUCCCAGGCAGCUCUCACUGGCUGCCAUGAGCUGCCAUGCACUUCUUACCCCAUCAGUCCCAGGGCCAUUUCUUAAGGCCACAGAGCUGGGCUCAAGGACAGGGAGUUGUAAUGGAAUGGUGUCAGACUGUGGGCUUAAGGGAGGAGGUGGGGACUGGCCCACCAUGGGGUGUGCCUGGGUAGCUCAGAGCUGCCCAGUUAGAGGCCCUAUCUAACUGCCUUUCCUUCUGAAGGGAAUGUUUUUUUCUGAGAUAAAAUAAAAAUGAGCCAUGUUGU
Molecule: messenger RNA, 3858 nt
Organism: Prionailurus viverrinus (fishing cat)
Lineage: Eukaryota; Metazoa; Chordata; Mammalia; Carnivora; Felidae
Gene: ADORA2A
Product: adenosine A2a receptor
Exons: 4
Coding region: 1929-3077 (382 amino acids)
Biological process (GO): adenylate cyclase-activating G protein-coupled receptor signaling pathway; G protein-coupled adenosine receptor signaling pathway
Cellular component (GO): membrane
Molecular function (GO): G protein-coupled adenosine receptor activity
Source: RefSeq, a predicted model, not a curated record